Sarcophilus harrisii (Tasmanian devil) is the source of this 2907-nucleotide messenger RNA. It is a transcript of the gene ARHGEF16, whose product is annotated as Rho guanine nucleotide exchange factor 16. Bases 41 to 2134 code for a protein of 697 amino acids. The transcript is spliced from 15 exons. Lineage: Eukaryota; Metazoa; Chordata; Mammalia; Dasyuromorphia; Dasyuridae. Gene Ontology annotation, biological process: activation of GTPase activity. The record is from RefSeq and is a predicted model, not a curated record. Gene Ontology annotation, molecular function: protein binding; guanyl-nucleotide exchange factor activity.
ACCCCAGCCGGCCACCAGGGCCCGCCGCGCUGGAAGCGCCAUGUCUCAGCGGCACUCAGACGGCUCCCUGGAUGACAAGUCCUUCCUGCUGGAGUACCGCUUUCACUCCGAGCUGCGCCUCGACCAGGAUGGGAACCCGGCUCCCGGGCUGCCGGGGCCCCGGGGCUCCCUCAGGUCCCUGGAGAACGCCGCCUUCCAGGAGGACCGCCCGCCGGGCGAGCCCCACCACGUCAUCCUGAGCACGGAGAGCCCCGCCGCGCUCAAGGUGGGCACCCAGCAGCUGAUCCCCAAGGGCCUGGCCGUGUCCUCCAAGGCAAAGACGCCCGCCCGCCACCAGAGCUUCGCGCUGUCCAUGCUGAGCAAGGAGGCCGCCCGCAGGGACCCCAAGCGGCUGUCGGCCCCCAGCUUCUCCCUGGACGACCUCGAGCUGGGGAUGACGUCCGAGGGGGCCCUGAAGAGGAAUCUCCGCAACCAGUCCUACCGUGCGGCCAUGAAGGGCUUCGGGAGCCCCGGCGAGCACAGGCCCAAGCCCGUCACCAGCCUCAAACCUUUGGCCGAGGACGCAGGCCAGGGGCGGGCCCGGAGCCCAGCCAGGAACAAGAGGACCCUCGGGAGGAAGCGCACUCAGCAGGGCUCCUUCAAGGACGAUCCGAGGCUCUACCAGGAAAUCAGGGAAAGGGGCCUGAACACCAGCCACGAGUCGGACGAUGAUCAGCUGGAGGGCUGCUCGAGCCCCGAGGGCCCUCGGAAAGCGGACGCCACAAUCGUGGUGAAGAAUUACCGGCCUGCCCAAGUCACCUGGAGCCAGCUGCCUGAGGUGGUGGAAUCCGGGAUCCUGGACCAGCUGUGCCCUGAAGAGCGAAAGCGGCAGGAGGCGAUUUUUGAGAUCAUCACGUCCGAGUUCUCGUACCUGCACAGCCUGGGGAUCCUUGUGACCGAGUUCUUGAAGUCCAAGGAGCUGAAGGGGACCAUGACGCAGAUGGAACACCACCACCUCUUCUCUAACAUCGUGGACGUCCAGGGGGCCAGCCAGAAGUGUUUUGAGGACCUGGAGAAAAGAAAAAGAAACGCCCGGUCACCGACAUCACACAUCCCGAGGCCCGCCUUGAACCACUUCCACCCCUACGUGGCGUACUGCUCCAACGAGGUCUACCAGCAGAGGACGCUGCAGAAGCUGAUGAACUCCAACUCAGCUUUCCGAGAGGUCCUGAAGGAAAUCGAGAGGAGACCAGCCUGUGGGGGCCUGCCCAUGAUCUCUUUCCUCAUCCUCCCCAUGCAGAGAGUGACUCGGCUGCCUCUCCUGAUGGAUACCCUGUGCCUGAAGACCCAGGGCCACCCCGACCGAUGUAUAGUUGCCAACCGAGCUCUGAAGGCCAUCAGCAAGCUGGUGAAGCAGUGCAAUGAGGGGGCUCACAAGAUGGAGAGGACAGAGCAGAUGUUCAACCUGCAAACACAACUGGACUUCAGCAAAAUCAAGGCCUUCCCCCUGAUCUCGGCCUCCCGGUGGCUGCUGAAGAGAGGGGAGCUGUCCUUGGUGGAAGAACCCAGCCUCUUCCGGAAGAUCUCCAGCCGGCCCACCUGCUACCUCUUCCUGUUCAACGACGCCCUGAUGGUCACCAAAAAGAAGAGCGAGGAGCACUACGUGGUGAUAAGUUACGCCAAGAUGGACCAAAUCCAAGUCAAGAAGGUUGAGCCUGAUGAACUCUUACUGAGCGGAGGGAUCAAUCGCAGCUCAUCCAUCCCUUACCCCUUCCAGGUGACCAUGCUGAAGAACAGCGAAGGGAAGCAAGAGCAGAUCCUGUUGUCUUCGGACUCACUGAGCGACCGGGCCCGGUGGAUCACUGCCCUGAAGCAUAAGGAGAACCAGGAGCAAGGCCUGGCCAGCAAGGGAGACCUGCACCAGGUGGAGAUCACCAAGGCCUAUUUUGCCAAACAGGCCGAUGAGAUCACCCUCCAGCAGGCAGAUGUGGUCCUGAUCCUGCAGCAAGAGGACGGCUGGUUUUAUGGAGAGCGGUUGCGCGAUGGAGAGAUUGGCUGGUUUCCCGAGGACUACGCCCAAGCCAUCACCAGCAAAAUGGCCGUGGAGGGCAAUGUGCGCAGGAUGGAAAGGCUCAGGGUGGAGACAGACGUGUAGGCGGCGCAUCAGCCUGUGAAGGCUUUCCAAGUCUUUGUCUAGGGCUGAGAGUUUCAACAGACCAUGAGUUUCCCAUCAGACCUCUCUUCUCCAGGACUUGCAAAUGGUACCCGCGAGCCUGCAAAGCCUUUCCGGGGAAUCUUUGGGAUCCCAGUCACCAGCAGUAGGAGGGGCGCCCCUUCCUGUUUACCUUUUCCCUGGGCCAGUUUUGUCCUAAUGUUGAAAAGGCUGGCCACGUUUGCUCCCCCUCCUGUAGAUUCCUCCCUCCCACCCGAGUUCCAGGCUGCCCCAAAUUAACUUGUGGUGAGGCCUCUUUGGUUGGGCCAAAAGGUGCCUCAGUAGGUACAUCCCACGGCCACGCACCUGUCUUUUUACUGCUGAAGUUCCACCCAUCACAGUUCCAAAUGUGACUUUACAAAGGAAAUGCUUAACGUUUUCCAAGGAGAAAAGCAGGCCCCUGCUUGUGGAUAGGAAGUGGAGGUGCUAGAGGUCCGAGUGGAUGGGGGAAAUUAGGCCAUCUCUGCCCUUCUCCAGGCUUCUCAGCCCAGCCGGCCUCCUCUGUCAUCUUACCCACGGUCAUUGCAUCCACUAGGAUCUGCCUUUUUCCCUCCUUCCCUUGGCCUCCGAGUCGUACUGGGUGGUUGUGGGGGCCCAGAAGGACUUGAAAGCCCCAACACUGGCCCAGAGGCCGAGGGACGAGCACUGGACUGUGUACAUUGUUGUAUAUUGUUUUUCUGAGAAAUGUAAAAGUCAUUAAAAUUAUUUCAUUAAAA